AUGGCGAAGUCGAAGCUAAAACCGGAGAACACUACCGUAAUUCAACACCUGGAAGAAAAUAAACCACAAGAACAAGUAGGAAACGAACACACUAAACAAGAAGAGGACGAAGAAGAGAAGAAUUUCGAAGAAUUGGGCGUCGACCCCCGUCUAAUUCGGGCACUAUCAAAAAAAUCCAUAGAAAAGCCCACUCCAAUUCAGCGCGUCGCAAUUCCUCUUAUUCUAGAAGGUAAAGAUGUUGUGGCCCGAGCAAAAACUGGUUCCGGGAAAACCUUUGCGUAUCUUCUUCCUCUGCUUCAAAAGCUUUUCUCGGAUAUUCCUUCGAAAAAGAACCUUGCUCCCACUGCAUUUAUUCUCGUUCCGACCCGGGAAUUAUGCCAACAGGUGUAUUUGGAGGUGAUGUCAUUGAUCGAGUUAUGUAGAGUGCAAUUGAAAGUUGUUCAAUUGACUAGCGCCAUGUCUGCUUCUGACUUGAAAACGGCAUUAGCAGGACCGCCUGAUAUACUUGUAUCAACUCCUGCUUGUAUACAAAAAUCGUUGUCGAAUGGCAUUCUCCUAGCUAAAGCUAUUCAAGAUUCACUUUCAGUUCUUGUGCUGGAUGAGGCAGACCUUCUUUUGUCGUAUGGAUAUGAGGAUGAUCUAAAAGCUUUUACAGCUCAUGUACCCAAGCGUUGUCAGUGCCUUCUCAUGUCUGCUACUUCUAGUGCUGACAUCGAUAAGCUGAAAAAGCUUGUUCUUCAUAAUCCCUACAUCUUAACUCUUCCUGAAGUGGGAGAUGUGAAGGAUGAUGUUAUCCCCAAAAAUGUUCAGCAAUUUUAUAUUUCUUGCAGUGCCCGUGAUAAACUUGUGCAUAUCCUUGCCCUAUUGAAGUUGGAGUUAAUUCAAAAAAAAGUGCUGAUUUAUACUAAUACAAUUGACAUGAGUUAUAGGCUGAAGCUGUUCCUUGAACAGUUUGGGAUUAAAUCUGCAGUUCUAAAUGCUGAGCUGCCUCAGAAUUCUCGUCUACACAUUCUUGAGGAAUUCAAUGCUGGCCUCUUUGAUUAUUUAAUUGCUAAUGAUGACAGUCAAUCAACAGCGACAGGUCAAAAUGAUAAGGAAAGUCAUGGUGCAGGAAAAAAACCUAAAAAACAUCCCAAGAGAAAAUUAGAUGGAGAAUUUGGAGUAGUGAGAGGAAUAGACUUCAAAAAUGUGCACACGGUUCUAAAUUAUGAUAUGCCUUGGACCGCUGCUGGAUAUGUGCAUCGGAUUGGACGAACUGGAAGAGCCUAUAACACUGGUGCAUCUGUAUCUCUUGUUUCUUCUGAGGAGAUGGAAAUUUUUGAGGAGAUUAAAUCUAUUUUGGGAGAAAAUGAUGGCGAGGAUUCAAAAUUUAUAGCCCCAUUCCCUUUGCUCAGCAAGAAUGCUGUGGAAUCCUUGCGAUACAGAGCCGAGGAUGUUGCAAGGAGUGUAACAAAAAUUGCUGUCAGGGAAUCUCGCGCACAGGAUCUAAGAAAUGAAAUUCUGAACUCUGAGAAGUUGAAGGCUCAUUUUCAAGACAAUCCAAAAGACUUGGAUCUUUUGAAGCACGACAAAGUUCUGAGCAAGAAGGACCCAGCUCCCCACUUGCAUGAUGUGCCUGAGUAUCUUUUGGACCCAACAACACAGGAGGCUAGCAAGAUUGUUAAGCUUGCUAGAGCUGCUAUGGGAAAUACCAACCCAGUUCGUCGAAAGGGGUUCAAGGGGAAAUUUAGAAGUAAAAACCCUCUUAAAACCUUCUCAUCUGAGGGACCAAAGCGUGCACCUAAAGCUGGGGUGAAGAGGAAAGGUAAAGACAAGGAUGAAGGUCAGAGGCGCAAGAAAAAACAAUCUGUAUGA
Messenger RNA from Fraxinus pennsylvanica, 1854 nucleotides. Lineage: Eukaryota; Viridiplantae; Streptophyta; Magnoliopsida; Lamiales; Oleaceae. The record is from the annotation of a GenBank genome assembly.